AGUUUCUUCUUAAACAUGACCAUCUUUUAUCAUGAAGAAGAGCCAACAAAUCCUUCUAAGAGAUGCAAAUUUCUCGCUGCAUGUUUGAAGGACGCAUUUUCCAAUUGCCAUGACUUUGGAGGAUGCCUUUCAACUUCAAACCCUGAUGAGGAAUAUCCAACAAGUGACUUCGAUGAAGAACAGGAAGUGGUUGUUUCGGCAAUUCGAAGCGGCGCAUUAGAGAAGUUGAGGAGGAAGCCCGUCCUUCUGAUGUCAGAUAGCUUUUCUUGGGUCUAUUCUACAGUAACCAGAGAGUUAUACAUUACACCAAAAGGGAUUGAACAAAAAGAGGACAUGAACGGUGUAGACUGCGAAGGAGAAGAGUUCUUAUCCGUGAAAAGCUGUUUUUCAUGCUGUUCGAGUGCUGCGAGUAGGGAUGUGUUUGUUUCUGUGAAAUCAAGCUUCUCACGUAGCUCAAGCUUAAAUGGGGUGGACUUGAAAGAGUUUCAGAGGCGUUCCAUAAUUCAAGAGUUCUGCCACUGUGAGGGAUGGCCUUUCGGCCUCUGUCGUAAGGCCGUGUUGCUUCCACCUCUGCCCAAGUCCCCUUCUGAAUCUUGGUCAUGGCGUAAAGGCACCAAAACAGCCAAGCUCACUUACCGAUGAGUCUUUUUUUUUUUUUGUUCUUUUUCAUCUUCUUUUUACUCCCUAAUUAUUAGUAGUUUUUCGUCGGCGUCUCAAGUAAUAAAUUCAUACUGGGGGUCAAGGGUCAAAUUUUUCUGUGUGAAUUGUCUUCUUCAUUCACAUAGAUUAGACUACUUGUUUCUCUUGGGUUUUCUUUUCUUGUUUCUGAAGAAGCACCUUUAAGCUCUUUUUCAUGCUCUGCUACAGAGAACAGGAACAUGAAAGCUGGGUGUUUUUCUUUUAGGAAUGGUUGUAGUCAGACAUUGUGGAGAGUGGAGACUAAUAAGCCACUAAAAUGGUGUCAUAAAUGAUAAUAUUUGCUUUUAUCACCAUGAUAGAUGGUUGAGCAGAGCCCAUCCCACUUACCCGAGCGCACACUAAGCCAUCAAAAAAGCAUGCUUUGUUUGACUUCACCAAAUUGGACAGAGCUCACACCACCUUAUUUGAUUUUUGUUUUUUGAUGAUUAAAAAACCAACUAAGUAGGCCCCAGUCACACAACCAACUACUUCG
Morus notabilis is the source of this 1171-nucleotide messenger RNA. RefSeq lists its product as uncharacterized. The transcript is spliced from 2 exons. The record is from RefSeq and is a predicted model, not a curated record. The coding region runs from base 16 to 642 and encodes 208 amino acids. Lineage: Eukaryota; Viridiplantae; Streptophyta; Magnoliopsida; Rosales; Moraceae.